CCGUCUGUCUCGCUCCUAUUCCUUUUUACCGCGAACAGAUGCGUUUUGGCGGCCGCACUCGCCUUUUUGGCGCCAAACGAGGCCACAGCGCCAGGCGAUCAUCUGAACCCUUCUCUUCCUUUUUUUUCAGCACGGAUUCCACCGUUGAUCAAGCACAGGUGAAGUAAUAUGGCCUCUUCUCUUCCUUUUUUUCAGCAAAUUAUGUGAUUGUCUUCCACCUCCUCCAUUAGACAGUGUUGGAAUAAUUCAUCAAAGAAGCCUCCAGCAAAAUCUGCAUAUUUAAGAUGGAAGAAAACAGGUCUGUAAAGCUAUGGUUGUUACUUUUUUCACCAUGAUCGGGUAGAUUUUACUUGUUCGAUGACCACCAAAUCAUUUUUUUUGUUCCUGUAGAGUGGGUGUGCUACCUAGUUUGUUACCUGAAGUUGGCAUGGAAUUCAAUACUGUUGAUGAGGCUUGGAUGUUUUGGGUUAGCUAUGGUGGUCAAAAAGGUUUCGAGGUUAGAAAAAGGUACUCAAACAAAAGGAAAUCAGAUGGAAAGGUUAGGUCAUGCAGAUAUGUUUGUGCAAAUGAGGGUCAUAGAAAGGAGGAUAAAAGGGAUCAUCUAACAAAGUGUCCAAGAGCUGAAACGAGAACCGAUUGUCAAGUUCGCAUGGGUGUUGUGCUAGAUCAGGAGAAAGGGAAUUAUAAAGUGGCUGAUCUAGUUUUGGAACACAAUCACAUCCUUCAAUUGCCAGAAACCUCGCACUUGAUGGUGUCUCAAAGGAAAAUUUCAGAGUUACAAGGUUUUGAAAUUGAGACAGCUGACGAUGCGGGCAUUGGGCCCAAAGCAGCACAUCAGUUGGCUAGUAUCCAAGUUGGUGGCUCACUUAAUCUCAAUUACACUCUCCGUGACCACAAGAAUUAUUUACAGGGCAAACGCCAACGAGAGAUGGUAUAUGGUCAAGCAGGAAGCAUGCUCAUGCAUUUUCAAGAUAAAAUUGCUAAGAACCCAUCAUUUCAAUAUGCAUUGCAGAUGGAUAGUGAGGAGCAAAUAGCAAACAUAUUCUGGGUUGAUGCUAAAAUGCUCACUGACUAUGCAUAUUUUGGUGAUGUUGUCAGUUUUGACACUACUUUUGGAACAAACAAGGAAAGUAGGCCUUUUGGUGUAUUUGUUGGGUUCAAUCAGUUUAGGGAAACAAUGGUUUUUGGUGCUGUUCUACUGUAUGAUGAGACAUAUGAGUCCUUCAAGUGGUUAUUUGAGACCUUCCUAAAAGCACAUAAUGGCAAGCAACCUAAAACAAUCUAUACUGAUCAGGAUUCUGCAAUGGGAAAAGCAAUUAAGAAAGUGUUUUUAGAAUCAUGGCAUGGUUUGUGCACUUUCCAUAUCAUGCAGAAUGCUGUUAAACAUGUAGCUGAACUCGAGGAUGAAGAAUCCAGUAAUUCUCCCAAACAGACUGCCGAAGACAACGAGGAAGAACAAAGUAUUCUCACAGAUUUUAGUGCAUGUAUGUUUGAGUACGAAGAUGAGGAAACAUUUGAACAAGCAUUUAGCACCAUAAGGGCAAAGGCGAGCAAGCAAAGUUGGUUGGAUAGUAUAUACAAGGUGAAAGAAAAAUGGGCUGAAUGUUACAUGAAGGAUGUGUUCACAUUAGGUAUGAGAAGUACACAGUUAAGUGAGAGUGUAAAUAGUGAACUCAAGAGGCAUUUCAAAUCUGAUUUUGAUAUCAUUCGAUUUCUUCAACAUUUUGAAAGGGUGGUGGAAGAUAAAAGAGAAAAUGAGCUAAAUGCUGAAUUUGAAUCAAGGAAGAAAAUACCCAGAAUAAAAAUGAGGACACCUAUGCUAAUCCAAGCUAGCAAGCUAUACACACCAAUCAUAUUCGAAGCUUUUCAAGCUGAAUAUGAAAGAUCCAUGGUAGCAUGCACCACGGCAUUGGAAGGCAACAAUUGCUAUCUUGUGGCAAUUGGCAGUCUAGAUGAAAAUUGUACCUUUGAGAAGGAGUACAAAGUUGUUGGUGAUCCUUUAGAGCAAACUAGUACAUGCGGCUGUGGGAUGUUCAGUAGAACUGGAAUAUUGUGUGCACAUGCUUUAAAAGUCCUUGAUUUGAUGAAUAUAAAAUCUCUCCCAUCACAAUAUGUACUGAAGCGAUGGACACGUGGAGCACGUAGUGGGACAGUACAAGAUAACCAUGGACGAAGUAUUAUAGAGAACCCAAGAUUAAAUGAGAUGCUUCGCUACAAAGAUAUGACCCGCAAAUUUCUCAAUUUGGCACUUCGAGCUGCCAGCCAUCCAGGGUCUACCUUGUUAGUAAACAACGCACUUGAUAUCCUUACCAAGCAAGUUGAAGAAGAAAUCAAUGGAUUUACUGAUACCAUAGCUCUAGGUCCCACUGAUAUUACUCCUCCAAGUGACUUGGUGAGUACAGCUCGCCUAAAGAAAAAGGAGGUGGAAACAAAAACCUCAAAGCGCAAAAAAAAUUGGCUUGAUAAGCUGCACAAGUCCACAAAUAAUGGAAGUAACAAGGGAGGUAAGAGAAAGAAAAAAGGUUCAAAGGAACAAAAGACUGCAAAGACGGGAGGCAAGAAAAAGGGAAAAGAAGCAUCAGUACAUGACAAUCCAGCAGGGCAAAAUAUAUAUCCUAGUACCUCUUUGCCCAUGGAAGAAAUGUCUGAACCAUACAUGGCCAUCAACACCUUCUCUCAACUAUUGACGGGAGCAACCGUCGAUGAUCUUGAUGUUGAAUUCUAGCAAUGGAGUUUGGUUUUGGUGAAUAGGCUUUUGGUCUCUGCGGGCUGCGGCACCUGCCGAGAUUGUUCUUUUGGCACGCUUGAUGAACAGCUUGAUCUUUUGGGCAAGGUGAGCAUUUAUGCAUCCAUUGGUUGUACCUCCCUUGUUUGUUACUGAACAUGUGCAGAUGCCCCCAUUCACCACUGCCAACAGGUGCUGAACGCAGGGGAUGACAUGAUUGGUGUUGAGCACUUGGAAGAGGAUUCUGAUGGCAAGGCUCUUCUGAAAGGACGACGCUAUGCCGGAUCAAUGAGCACCUUCAGUCUUUUUUAUUAACUGAAUGCACACGCCUGUGGUUAGUGUGUACAGUUUAGUAUGUCAUAUACACUUGGUACUGGACAGCAGAUAGCAAGCAUUUUGGGGGACAAAAACUGUUGGUUCUCUUGAACAGGCCAUAUGCCCAGAAUUGGAACAUAAUUUCAUUGCAGUGAUAAGUUACAAAUGGCCAUUUCAUCAUUUUGUUGGACAAGCCAUUCUCACUACAAACAAUUUACAAAGUUUUUUUGCUUUCUAUACAAAUUACAGAACACAUGCAACCCCAUUUUUCAGAACAAGUGGUCUGCUGCCUGUGUAAAGAACAAUCUAUCAUUCUAAUAACUGCA
Oryza sativa Japonica Group (Japanese rice) is the source of this 3366-nucleotide messenger RNA. NCBI's taxonomy places the organism in Eukaryota, Viridiplantae, Streptophyta, Magnoliopsida, Poales, Poaceae. The record is from RefSeq and is a predicted model, not a curated record.